GGCGGAGCUGGCCACGAGGCGCCGGAUCUGGCCGAGCUCAAGGCAUGGCUGCGGCAGCUGGUCCCGCGAGUCAAUGACCGGUGGGACCAACUAGUUAGCCUUGUGUGUGUUUUGCGCUCGCGGCCGCCGCUAUUUUAUUCGGACGACGACGGUUUCCGCCGCCGCCACCGCCGCAUUGCCAUUGUCUUCGCCCCCCGCCGCCGCCUGCUCAAACCCAUCGGAGAGCAAACCGAAUGGAGCUCCACCUCACCUCCCGCGGCGCCCUCCCGCUGUCUCCGCCGCUCGCCGGCCAGCGGCGUCCUCACCUCUCUCUCUCCACGCCGUCGCUUCCGAUCAAGAAUCACACUUAUUCAGUGCCACCUCCUUUCUCCAAGGCUCACUGCGCGAUAGGAUGCCAAGCUUCUCUAGCAACUAACUACAUGGAAACCUCUGCGGUGGCUGAUUUGGACUGGGAGAACCUCGGUUUUGGCCUUGUCCAGACAGAUUUUAUGUAUAUUGCAAAAUGCGGGCCAGAUGGGAACUUUUCCAAAGGAGAAAUGGUACCAUUUGGACCUAUAGAACUGAGCCCAUCUGCUGGAGUCUUAAAUUAUGGACAGGGCUUGUUUGAGGGCUUAAAGGCAUAUAGAAAAACAGAUGGAUACAUUCUGCUGUUUCGUCCGGAGGAGAAUGCCAUAAGGAUGAGAAAUGGUGCAGAGAGGAUGUGUAUGCCUGCACCAACUCUUGAACAAUUUGUGGAUGCAGUAAAGCAAACCGUUUUGGCAAAUAAAAGAUGGGUGCCCCCAACCGGUAAAGGCUCCCUGUAUAUAAGGCCGCUGCUUAUGGGAAGUGGAGCUGUCCUUGGUCUUGCACCUGCUCCUGAGUAUACCUUUAUGAUUUUUGUCUCCCCUGUUGGGAACUAUUUCAAGGAAGGUUUAGCCCCUAUUAACUUGAUUAUAGAAGAAAACUUUCACCGUGCUGCCCCUGGUGGAACUGGCGGAGUGAAAACCAUUGGAAACUAUGCCUCGGUAUUAAAAGCACAGAGGAUUGCAAAACAGAAAGGAUAUUCAGAUGUCCUCUAUCUAGAUGCCGUUCACAAGAAAUAUCUGGAAGAAGUGUCUUCGUGCAAUAUCUUUAUUGUGAAAGGCAAUGUUAUUUCUACUCCAGCAAUAAAAGGAACCAUACUGCCUGGUAUAACAAGGAAAAGUAUUCUUGAAGUUGCUCAGAGAAAAGGCUUCAUGGUUGAGGAGCGCCUUGUGUCAGUGGAUGAGCUUCUUGAAGCUGAUGAAGUUUUCUGCACGGGAACAGCUGUUGUGGUGUCCCCUGUGGGGAGCAUAACUUAUCUGGGGCAAAGGGUGGAAUAUGGCAACCAAGGAGUGGGCGUGGUGUGUCAGCAGCUGUAUACUUCACUUACAAGCCUCCAGAUGGGUCAUGUGGACGAUUGUAUGGGCUGGACUGUGGAACUAAACCAGUGAUCAUGUACCUCCCUUCUCGCUGUAUACGUUGGGGGUAUUUGGCGCAUUGAUCCGAUAAUAAUGCAAAAUAAUAAAAAAUGUUGUUCUUUUUAUGGUCAGAACAAAUUCCCCAUAUACUAUUAGUCCUGUGCUCCUGAAGUUCUGAUCACAAGAACAGUGUGCUAAUGUAUCCUGUUAUCACAAAAUACUAGUAUCAAGAAAAUCUCAAAUAAAAAAAGACUGGACCUUAUUUGUUUUGAAUC
Molecule: messenger RNA, 1693 nt
Organism: Oryza sativa Japonica Group (Japanese rice)
Lineage: Eukaryota; Viridiplantae; Streptophyta; Magnoliopsida; Poales; Poaceae
Source: RefSeq, a predicted model, not a curated record